Messenger RNA from Agrilus planipennis (emerald ash borer), 456 nucleotides. Its product is annotated as chromosome transmission fidelity protein 8 homolog. Gene Ontology annotation, biological process: mitotic sister chromatid cohesion. Gene Ontology annotation, cellular component: Ctf18 RFC-like complex. The record is from RefSeq and is a predicted model, not a curated record. The coding region runs from base 101 to 430 and encodes 109 amino acids. The transcript is spliced from 2 exons. NCBI's taxonomy places the organism in Eukaryota, Metazoa, Arthropoda, Insecta, Coleoptera, Buprestidae.
GUAGAUUGCAUCAAUGGUAGAUUGCAAUGUGUCGAUGUUUUUAUUGUUAUUUUAAAUAUAUUAUUGCGUAGUUAGGUACUUUUAUACUGUCUGGUAAAGAAUGGCGAUAUUAAUAAAAACAACAGAUAAAGAAAACAAUUCUACAUGGGCCAUAAUAGAACUACAGGGUGAUUUGAAAUCUCACAGUGAUUCGCCGUUUGAAGGUCAAUUCAUUGGCGAUUUGCACUUUACCAAAACGGGAACUCCUCUUCUCCUAAUAGGACACCACCUGUUGCACGGGAAGGAGGUCACACUAGACAAGCCCUAUGCCCUUUUAGUGAAGAAUAAAGUUUCAACAAAAGAUAAUCAAACUGAGUAUGUCGCUAAACACAUUAUUACCAAGAAACUCAUUUUUAAAACGAGGCCAAAACCUAUUAUCGGAAAUGUAUGAAUAAUUAUAAUAUUAAAAAUUAUUAC